AUGUCUGAUCCCAGUGCCGAACUCCAGUCCACACUCCGCCACUUGGCCAUUGGCGACCAAGGCCCCAUCAAGGAUGUUCGAAGAAUCUCAGCGACGACAGAGGUGACGCCGCAACUGGCACCGGGCACAUCCAAGCCCAAAAAGUCACCCGCCAAACCGGUUGCCGAUUCAUGGGAAGACGAGGCCGAUGCCUCCUCCGAGGAUGAUGAAUCGGCCUCCAAGUUCGACAAGGACUCGGUAUCUCCAUCCAUCCUUUCGCCCACACUGAGUGCGGAAGGCCCACUAGAUCCGCCGCCUACGCCCAUCUCGCCACAGAUCUCAGGUCCCUGGGUGAGUGCGGCACCAAAAUCCCCCGCCACGACCCAGAGAGACCCCAACCGACGACCUGAGAAACAGACCGCCGUGGCCGGCCGCUUGAUCGCCGGCGCCUUGGGGCUGCGGGCACCGAAGCGGACGGAGGAGCAGCGGGCUUAUGACCGGUCGGUGAAGGAGCAGGAGAUCAAGCGAAGGAAUCGCGAGCGCGAAGAGUUGGCCAAGGCUCAGGAAGAGGAAGAGAAAGUCAAGGCAUCUGUUUGGACCGACUGA
Penicillium oxalicum is the source of this 585-nucleotide messenger RNA. RefSeq lists its product as uncharacterized. The transcript has a single exon. The record is from RefSeq and is a predicted model, not a curated record. Lineage: Eukaryota; Fungi; Ascomycota; Eurotiomycetes; Eurotiales; Aspergillaceae. The coding region runs from base 1 to 585 and encodes 194 amino acids.